Messenger RNA from Anguilla rostrata (American eel), 7712 nucleotides. RefSeq names its product calcium/calmodulin-dependent protein kinase 1Da (gene camk1da). The transcript is spliced from 11 exons. Gene Ontology annotation, cellular component: cytoplasm; intracellular anatomical structure. Gene Ontology annotation, molecular function: calmodulin binding; calcium/calmodulin-dependent protein kinase activity; ATP binding. NCBI's taxonomy places the organism in Eukaryota, Metazoa, Chordata, Actinopteri, Anguilliformes, Anguillidae. Gene Ontology annotation, biological process: peptidyl-serine phosphorylation. The record is from RefSeq and is a predicted model, not a curated record. The coding region runs from base 524 to 1840 and encodes 438 amino acids.
CACACAGACACACACCGUUGACAGCUCGAGCGGUGAGCAGCAUCCUACUCGUUCUCUCAUUGCCAUAACAACCAAUGGCACAGUCAGCGUGGUUCAAUAACAUAUCCGUCUCCGUAAUAACCAUUUUGAUUGAACAUAUCUACAAAGAAUUUCGCUUCUUUAAGGGGUGAAAAGUCUUCGCAGAGGACAGUGCCAAACGAAGGUAACAUAUACCCCCAACAAUUUAGCUAGGCUACGCAAAACAGAUUAGCUCAGUAACCUGCAGGUGCAUCCGCCAGGAGAAAACCAGCCUUCUUCAGCGGCGUGUGCCGAUGCGGAACACUUCAGUUUGACAAAGAAAGAAAAGAGAAAUCGAGGGCGGCGGUGACAAAUCGAAAAGGAAAACAAUAAGGAGAAAACUGUCCGACCUCGCUUACUGCGCGUGGCUGUCUGUGUGAGCAGGAAGUGCAACUCGAAGCGUGGGAAAGCGUUAUUUACUCUGGGGGUUUUGUAAUUCAGCUUUUGCGUUUUCCCCGGUUCCAUCAUGGCAAGGGAGAAUGGCGAGUCUGGGACGGGAUCGUGGAAAAAGCAAGUAGACGACAUCAAGAAAAUAUUCGAAUUCAAGGAGAUCCUUGGAACCGGGGCGUUCUCCGAAGUGGUGCUGGCGCAGGAGAAGGCCACGGGGAAGAUGUUCGCCGUAAAGUGCAUCCCCAAGAAGGCCCUGAAGGGCAAGGAGAGCAGCAUAGAGAACGAGAUCGCCGUGCUCCGGAAAAUUAAGCAUGAAAACAUCGUUGCACUGGAGGACAUCUACGAAAGCUCCAAUCAUCUAUACCUGAUUAUGCAACUGGUGUCAGGGGGCGAGCUGUUUGACCGAAUCGUUGAGAAGGGCUUCUACACGGAGAAGGACGCCAGCACGCUGAUCAGACAGGUGCUGGACGCAGUCAACUACCUCCACAAGAUGGGCAUCGUCCACAGAGACCUCAAGCCAGAGAACUUGCUGUACUUCAACCCCCAGGACGAGUCGAAGAUCAUGAUCAGUGAUUUUGGCCUGUCCAAAAUGGAGGGCACUGGUGACGUCAUGUCCACGGCGUGUGGGACGCCGGGAUACGUGGCUCCGGAGGUGCUGGCACAGAAGCCCUACAGCAAGGCCGUGGACUGCUGGUCCAUCGGCGUCAUUGCCUACAUCCUCUUGUGUGGCUACCCGCCCUUCUACGAUGAGAAUGACUCCAAGCUGUUUGAGCAGAUCCUGAAGGCAGACUAUGAGUUUGAUGCACCUUACUGGGAUGACAUAUCUGAUUCAGCAAAGGACUUCAUCAGCAGUCUAAUGGAGAAGGACCCGGCCAAGAGGUACACCUGUGACCAGGCUCUCCGACACCCCUGGAUCGCUGGGGACACUGCUCUUUGCAAGAACAUCCAUGAGUCCGUCAGUCGACAGAUCAGGAAGAACUUCGCCAAAAGCAAGUGGAGGCAAGCCUUCAACGCCACGGCGGUGGUGCGUCACAUGAGGAGACUGCAGCUGAGCAGCAGCAUAGACAGCGCUAACCACCCGAGCCACAACCGCAACCAGAACCAGAACCAGAAUCAGAACCAGAACCAGAACCAGAAUGCGGCGCACAUCAAGAGCUCCUCCAUAGACUCCACCACCGGCCCCACCACCACCGCCGCCGUCGCCAACCCUGCCACCACCACACCCCGCAAGGACUGUACACCGACGCCCCCCACGCCCUGCAGCCUGGCGUCGGCGGCCUCCUCUCCCGGGGGCGCCCUGUCGUCCGUGGGGGCGGUCCUGCCCCCCGUGGGGGCGGAGCAGCACCGGCCACGCCCCUCCACCAUCACCACGGUGCACACGGGGACCAAGUGACGCCAGGUUCCGCGGGGAGCGAGCUGGGAGGCCACGGCACUGUGAGGGGGGGGGAGACCACACCCCGGUCCCACCCCCCCCCCCCCCCCUUACAGUGACCACACACCCCCAAGAAAAAACAACCCCCCCAGCCCGCCCCUCGCCCUGCCCCUCCGACGCAUCUGGGAGGACUGGAUGAGCAGAGGACUUUGAAACCGCCAUAUUUUCUACCGUCUCCUUCUGACACGAAGACCCCCCCCACCCCAAACACCCCCCACCCCACCCCCGCAUGGCGUUCCCGGCACAUCGCAUCUGCAUGGAUCCCGCCUCGGAUCUCCUCCGCACCUUCCGGCUCCAAGCCCCGCCUCUGGGGAGGACUCCCCACCAUAGAGUCCGUGUGUCCAGAGCGGGGAGGACUCCCCACCAUAGAGUCCGUGUGUCCAGAGUGGAUCUUCGCAUUAAAAAGGCUGUGGCUCGGUGUGCAUAGUCCGGAGGCGAAGGACGACUCACGGGAAAGGAUCAUUUUUACACAAUUCAAACACCCAACUUUUUAACGACCUAGUGGUUCUUAUCUGUAAUUCAGUCGAGUAACUCUAGUAGCUGUGGCUCAUCCUUUUUUCGGUUUCUGCUGUCGUCUCUCUUUAUGUUGUUUUUUUUUUUGCGGGUUGUGCUGCUUGCUUUUUUCGGUCGAAAAAGGUGUAUCUGAUUAAUCAAGUGUUUCGUUUCCUCUCGUCGUGAUUUCCGGGGACCUCGGUGUCUCCGCGGUUUAACCCGUUCGCGCAGUACUGAAGUGCUUAAAAGCGUACCAAAUGACUGUUGAAGGAUGUUUUUUUUUUUGAAAAAGCAUUGCUUGAUGUCCUGUACAGUAGCUUUUAGUUGAAUUCUCAGACAUGACAAGCUAAACUGAUUAUUAAGUUCUAUUUAUCUGACAGACGGUAUAGAUUGUAAACUGUUUUAAAAUCCCACAAUGGGGUCAUAACAUUGUACAAUUUAUUUGUCAAUGGAAACAUUUAAUAUGUUUCAUUAUUUUCUUACUUUAUAAGACUUUUGUAAAAAUCAUUCUAUAUGCUACACAUUUACAGUAUAUGAAAAAAAAAAACUUUACCAUGAUGUUUGUUUUGAACAGAAUGAUACAUUGAAACAAACUGUUAAAAGUCAGUGGAUCCAUCGCCCCAGUGACAGUGUAAUUAUUACCUUGAAUAUUAUUACAUGUUAAUGGAAUUUAAGAUGGUAGAGCUUUCAGCUUCAUCGGAAAUGCCAUGACUUCAGUGUGUAUAGUAUCAUUGAUCUGUUUCCAGUUUAUGAGUUCUCAGGGAAUUCCAUAACUGCAUUUGGACGUAAUGCUCAAUCCAACCUGCACAGAUCUGGUUCCCCUGAUCUGGUGUGUUUGAUGUCUGAGGUGAUGUCAUCGGGGUGUGGUGAGAUUCGUACACCUGAGAGAUUUUUAGACGUUUUGCCCACUCUAAAAUUGAGUUUUGCUGUUAUCAUCGCUUAAGGUUCAGAGUCCCCCCCCCUUGUUUGCUGGUGAUACGGCAGAGAACACGUACAAUCCAAAAAGAGGUGACAUUUAUUCAGAAGGUGUCAUCAGAGCCGUUUGUUUUCAGUUGUCCUGCCCUAUCAUUAUUUUCCAAACGUUGUCCUUUGAAUCAUGAGUUGAGUGUGUUGCAGACGGUCAUGGGUUCUCAGUUUGACGUUCUUUUAUUCAGCACGCCACCAGUCUUCAUGCUCCUCCUUCCCGACACUGCAAGCCGUCAAUCACGUUGUUUGCAGUGGAGCCUUGUCGCUAUGGCAACAGAAGUGAUGCUAGUAGCUGAGCCUCAAAGAUUAUCGCCGUCUGGUCUCUCGCUGCCCGCUUCCUUUCGAACCCUCGCCCCUAACGUUCCCCGUCCGACACGGGACGAGUGUUUUUACUCUUUACGUUGGCUGUCAUAUUGACACCGAAAAUCAGCGGUUUAUUUUGAACUAAAUUAUUUAUUUGUGGAAACGGGCUGAUGCUAAGAGAGAAAACGUUAUGACUUAUGGAACUGGUAGAUAUGAUUACUGAACUGGUAGGUAUGAUUUUCUUUUUUUUUGUUCUUGAAUCUCAGUGGAUCUCUCCCUGUGUACAUAUAAAAGGAAGGGGGGGACUGGUUUAAAUGAAAGCAGUAAUGACUGCCUCCCAGGGUCUUCUGGGAAUGGCUUCGCUUCUCGAUAGUGCUGCUCCGUUCAGCGAGGAUGUUUACUUAUUACUCAGUCAAAAAGCAACAGCCGGAAGACCGGAAGCUUCCGCUUAUCUCAUUACGUCCCCGACAUCGAACCGGUUUUCCGCCUCAAGGCCCUCCUCAAAACCUCUGCUGUGUUUUUCCCUUUUUUAUUUUAAUACCCCCCCCCCCCCCCCCCCCCCCCAAAAUCCAGUCAUCGUAUGUUCAGGUCGUUCUGGAGGGAUGAGUCAAACGCUCCUGCCGUGAAAUCGGGGACCAACGGGUCUGACCGUGGCUGGCUGAGUAAUUGGCCCAUUAUGUGAAAACGACCCAAUUAAGAUUUAAGCCCCAAAAGCGUUUGGACGUCCGUGCUUUAAACGCUCCUUUUAGGAUGGAAGUGCGCUCUUCUCAGAUUGAAGUAUGCAAAUCGUGGGUUAAGGAGCGUAAAAUAGGAAAAUAACCGGAUUAUAAACAUUUUUGUUGCAUUCGUGCAAAGGGAAUGAUCAGACAUCAAUAGUAUGUAAAUUGGCUAAAAUGUGUUAGUACUAUAAAUGUGUUAAUAUUGGCUGUAAUUUUUCAGUUUAGAUGAAGCUGUAAAGCUGCCUCUAACAAACAGUUCAUCACUGUAAUUUGUGCUGGUGGAAAAAAAAAAAUUGAAAUCUUCAUUGAGUUGCUGUUGUAUUGCUUAUAUAUUUCCAAACCUCUAUGAUUGAACAAGUGACAGAAAGUAAUCUGUGGAAUGUAUUAAAACGCAUUUAUGAACAUACAUUCUUUUAAAAAAAAUCUGCUUUAAUAUGUUGUUUUCCAAAUAUCCUUUCUGUCUGGUGGUGACGCUUUUUUUAAUAAGAAAAUGAAGACGAAAUGCAAUUCAUCAGUUCUGAUUAAAUGGAGUUGGGAAUGCCCAGCUCUCAUAUUAAACCCAUUAUUCAGUUCCUGUUCUCCGUCUGAAUUUAAUUUGGAAGAGAGGCGUUGCGGUAACCAAAUCCUUGACCCGAAAACCAUUUAAGGUCCAUGAAGAUUACAGUUCAUCCAAUCAGGAGGCUUCGUUGCCUUUCCGUUAUUGCUCAUUUGGUUUUCGUUUUAUACAAUCAGCAAAGUAUGGCCGUAAUGUCUGGAUUAUUGAUUGGAUUUAUCCUCCCCGAUUGUUUAUUACUUUAGUUCAUAGCACCUGCUGAGGAUCUGAGACGAAUAUAGUGAAAGGCGUGUGGACGUUGUGAUUGUUGCGGCUACACAUCUUAACUGAGCGGUUGUAAAUCUUUGGCUGUGCUUUGAACAUCAGUGGGACUGUUGGACAGGUGCCCCUCUCAUUAUGUCUAAAUAAAUUACACUGGAAAGAACAUAAAAAUCAAAUGAGAAAGGAUUCCGGGUUAAGAGCUUGGUCCUUUUUUAUAUUGCUUAGAAUUUUCUGUCGUGUUUCACAUUAUAUUUCACAGAUUAUAUCUUUAUAUGAAAUCUGUUUAUACUGCGCUACAGCUGGAAAUCGAAACCCACAACCUUUGCGCUACGCGCCCGGCCCCGUAGCCAUUAUGCUACACUGCUGCGACACCUAUGGUUUUUUUGUUUGUUUGUCUAUCGUCUGUUCUGCCGGUUGGUUGGCUUAAAAAUGGCGCAGAUCUCUUCAGUUCACCAGGUGUCCCCUGAGAAUGAACGGCUAACAGAUGUUUGCCCACGCCUGCCUUUUGACUGAGUCAGCAGUUAGCUGACUGAUUGACCUUUAAUCAAAAGAAGCUCCAGAGGCGUGUCCUGUUGCGGUCACGUUCAGGUGGGUUCCGCUUUGAAAAGUCUUCUGCUUGAACCCGAGUCCAGUUUCGCGUCACUGAAUCGAACUGCAGGUGGUUACCAAAGACACGUAGAAAGUAGAGAAUCCUAGAAAUCCUUCGUCCACCGUAGUAGGCCAGAACGCCGCCGCACGUUAAAAAAAAAUCCUAGUAUUAUUUAAGGGCUUGAAAUCUUGAAAUCAUUCAGGAAACCGUUUGAAUGAGGCACCCCUCCUCGAUGGCGGGCGGGCGGGUGGGUGAAGUCAGGUGUAUGAAGCGUAACGUCUCCCCAGAACCCUCCAGACAGGGAGAAGGUGAAGCGGCCCGUCUGAGCCUCACAUUCCAGACCGAGACACUGUUCGAAUGCGUCUUUCUUCCCCUUUACGCGCCCGAAUCCGCCCUGUGAUCGUAUCCGCAAAGACGUACAGUCGGUUUCAGGAGGUAGGCUAGUUUGUCUGGGUUCUGUGAAAAUCUCACAGCGAGUUACUAGGCUUUGCAUUACAACCGGGCCCAAAAAAAUUUAUAAACCGUCUGUUUGGUGCAACUGGGCCCUCGGUUCCAUCGUUCUGUCUGUCGUCGUUUUAAGUGUGAUUCUUAUGAAGACGUUCUUUCUUUUGACGUUUUCCGUUUUUCCCCUCCCCUCUUUAGCGUCCUUGACUGUUUUGAUUUUUCUGUUUUGUUUCUCGUUUUCUGAAAUGGAUGCAUUGUGUAUCUGUGUAUUUGUGAAUAAACUGUAAAUACUGUGUUUUCAUAAAGGACUGACCUUUGAGAAUGGCAUUGUGCGGGUGUGGAUGCCUGAAUCCGUGAGGGAAGAUUGCAUUGUAUUGUUUUUUGUUUUUCUUUUUGCUUGUUAAAUCUGUGUCAAAUAAGUAUCAUUUCAAUGAUCCCAUCACCACACUGACUGUUUGUGUUGAAGUCAUAUGCACCCAAUCUUUACUAUUAAGACAAAACGGAGACAUUGUCAAAAAUGAGUUUUCUGAUCCACUUAGGAUACUUUGAAUCAGUCACAGGACACAAGAGCACAGACCAAAGUUUGGCCUUAAAGGAUUUUAUCAGAACUUUACCCAUCAUUUUUCAUGUUAUUGCUUUUAAAAUUUUAUUUCUCUAUAUUUAACCAGGGUAGUCACAUUGAGAUCGACAUCUCUUUUGUGAGUGACUACUAGAGCGUACGUUGUCUUUGGUCUGUGUGAGGAAACCGGAGUACCCGGAGCAAACCUACACAGGCACGGGGAGAACGUGUAAACUCCUAAUUAUUGUGGUUAGCUUAUGAGCUUAUCACAGCUUUAUGUUCUAAUAUGUAAAUCAUUCAAUAUUUCAUUUCUUCUAGCCAAAUUUAGCCUUUAAAUUUUAUCCUCUUACGGUACAGUCCCAAUGCUGUAAUUUUAUUUUAUUGUCGACUGACAACAGUCUGUGCUCUGUAUACAAUAUACACACAUCCCAGAAGUACAAAUUUUGAUUUAAAAAGAAAAUUGUUAUUGCUAGUGCUCGUAAAAGCUAUUAAUAAAUAAAACUAUGAAUCUGUUCCACACGCUUUAAAAGAAUUUUUAUGAAACUCAAGCAUGUUGAAACCGCUGAAAAAAACUCCACAAGUAUUUGCAUAGGUAAUAUAUUGUACCCUCAUAAAUAUAUCUCUAUAUAUAUAUAUAUACAUAUAUUUAAAAAAAAGACUUCACACCAGUGGAACUCCAGGUCUUGUGAUUACAUUUCCGUAAAAAUAUUCUCCAAAAGCCCAAUGAAAUGUGAAAUAUUUACUCUUUGCAUGUUAUAAAGGCAAUCUGUUUCUCUGAAGUGGCAAACCCAUUCUAAUAUUACUGUGAUGUGGCAAUUUGUUAUGGGGCUUAUAUAACAAAUGCCUUUGACAAUCAUGUGCACAUAUCAGAGUUUAUACCGUGAAGAGCAGAAAAGUGGGAGUGAUGGAUUGUUUUUUUUUUCCCUCCAAUAAAUUCUGAAUGAUCA